AUGGCAUUGAUAAUUUUACUUGUGGUAGCCCUAGCUGUAGUGCAAGCCUGUGCGGAAGAGGUUCCUUCUUCUCUGGUCCCUGAAUCUCACAUUCCCUCUGAGCUUGGCUCUUCCCUUCCACAUGGUGCUGAUUUUGCAGAAAUUCCCGAACUUCUUGUUCAGGCUGCAAGAAGGCAUCCUAAAAAGAAAACUCCUGGAAAACCUAAGCCUCCUCAAACUCCGAGAAUACCUAAGCCUCGAAGUCCUAUAAGGUAUGGCCCUAACAACAGUAUCACAGGAGAGACCUAG
This is a messenger RNA of Prunus armeniaca (apricot), 288 nucleotides long. Lineage: Eukaryota; Viridiplantae; Streptophyta; Magnoliopsida; Rosales; Rosaceae. The record is from the annotation of a GenBank genome assembly.